AUGAGUCUUCAGAACCCACCCACACUCCAGAAGCUGGCAAGGCAGAGUCUGCUGAGCGAUGAGGCUUUGGCCAUGUCUACUGUGAAGGAGCUGCCCUGCGGUCUUUUCCCAGCACUAUUCAAGGAUGCCUUCACUGGCAGACACACCAACCUUGUAAAGGCAAUGGUGGCAGCCUGGCCUUUCCCCUGUCUUCCUGUUGGAGCAUUGAUGAAGACACCUGACCUGGAAACUUUCCAUGCUGUGCUAGAUGGAGUAGACAUGCGACUGACAAGAAAGUUUCACCCCAGGGGAAAAGUUCAGGUUCUGGACCUGAGGAAUGUGCACCAUGCCUUCUGGAACAUAUGGGCUGGUACAGAGGAUGGCAGCUGUUCUUCAGAGACCUUCAAUGAGAAGCCAGGAUUGAAGGUCCUUCCCAGAUAUGGGCUGAGGAGGCAGGUGAAGGUGGUAGCUGACCUAUGCCUCAGGCCCCGACUUGAUGAAACACAAGCAUGCUUCUUGAAAUGGGCCCAGCAGAGAAAGGACUCCCUACAUUUGUGCUGUACGAAGAUGCAGAUCUGGGCGAUGCCUGUGAACUUUAUCAAAGAGAUAUUGACUGUCUUCCAUCCAGAGCACAUUGAAGAAUUGGAACUUAACACUGAGUGGAAUGUGUUCAAGCUGGCUCAAUUUGCUCCCUGCUUUGGGCAGAUGAGAAAUCUUAGAAAACUGCUCCUGGCACCCCUUUAUAAGAACGUCUUCAAGAUUGCCAAUAGUACAGGAGACAGAGAAGACAAGUGUGUCAAGGAGUUCAUUUCUCUGUUCUCCAAAUUCAAUUGUCUCCAGCAUCUCUCCAUGAGUGGCAUCCACUUUCUCACAGACCAUAUGAAUCAGGUCUUCAGGUGCCUGUUGACACCCUUGGUGACCCUCUCUAUCAGUCACUACAAAAUUUCACAGUCAGACUUGGAUUCCUUUUGCUAUUGUGAGAGCCUAUUUCAGCUCAAACAUCUGGAGAUGAGAGGUGUGGUCUUACGGGAUUUGGACCUUAUGCCUCUGAGAGGUCUCCUGGAGAAAGUGGCAGACACUCUUGAGACUCUGGAUUUGCAGGGGUGUAGGAUGAAGGACUCCCAGCUCAGUGCCCUGCUACCUGUCCUCAGACAAUGCUCUCAGCUCACCAAGGUCAACUUCUACAACAAUGACUUCUCCAUGCUCGUCUUGAAGGACUUUUUACAACAUACAGCCAACUGGAGCAAGAUGAAUGUAGAACAAUACCCUGCCCCUCUGGAGUGCUAUGAUGAAUUGGCUCAUGUCUCCAGAGAAAUGUUUGCCCAUCUUUCUCAAGAGCUCAUGGAUACACUGAGGGCCAUAAGACAGCCUGAGAGCAUCUCUUUUGCUACAGGUAGCUGCCACAAAUGUGGUGAGCACUGUGUCUAUGGCCAAGGGGCCAGACUUUGUGGUUGCUGGCAGUAA
This is a messenger RNA of Arvicanthis niloticus (Nile rat), 1443 nucleotides long. The record is from RefSeq and is a predicted model, not a curated record. Lineage: Eukaryota; Metazoa; Chordata; Mammalia; Rodentia; Muridae.